Brassica rapa (field mustard) is the source of this 1559-nucleotide messenger RNA. RefSeq names its product mitogen-activated protein kinase kinase 9. Gene Ontology annotation, biological process: MAPK cascade; protein phosphorylation. Gene Ontology annotation, molecular function: ATP binding; MAP kinase kinase activity. The record is from RefSeq and is a predicted model, not a curated record. NCBI's taxonomy places the organism in Eukaryota, Viridiplantae, Streptophyta, Magnoliopsida, Brassicales, Brassicaceae.
UAAUAAAACACUAGUUGAAAUUAAAUAUUCUUUCCAUUUCUAAUGUUGUAGAUUUUUUUUUUCUUUAUACUAAAUGCUAUUUUCAAAAUUAAUGUAAAAUUAUAAGGGAUAUGGUAUAAAACUAUAUACAGUUUAUAAAUUAAUUUAGUAUAGGUUGAAAUAUGUUCAGUUAAAUAAUUAAUAAUUCUUUUUUUAAUACUUUUAAAUUUAUGUGUACUAUUUUUUUUGUCAACAUACAAGUUUGAUAUUUUUUAAACUUGUAUACAUGUUGGCAAAAGAAAAUUGUAUGCAUAAUAUUUUUUUUUAAGUUUAAAAUUUUAAAUAACAAAAAGGAAAAAAGAGGGAUAAUUAGGUCAUCUUCACCUUCCUAGUAGUCUCCAUUCACACUGAACGUCUCUCAAAAUCGUAUAAAACCUGAAGCGUCUCUCUAUCUUCUUCUUCCAUCACAUUCACUUUUCUAUCUACCUAUCUCUCUUUCUAUGGCUCUUGUUAGAGAACGUCGUCAGCUCAACCUCCGUCUCCCUCUCCCUCCCAUCUCCGACCGCCGCUUCUCCCUCCCCUCCAUCACCACCGCUGCCACCUCAACCGUCCUCUCUAACUCCAUCUCCGCCGCCGAUCUAGAGAAACUCAACGUCCUCGGAUGCGGAAACAGCGGAACAGUUUACAAAGUCAGCCACAAGAACACUCUCUACGCUCUGAAAACAGUCAACGGCGACAUGGACCCGAUCCUAACGAGACAACUAAUGCGAGAGAUGGAGAUACUCCGCCGCACGGACUCUCCUCACGUCGUUAAGUGUCACGGAAUCUUCGAGAAACCUCUCGUCGGCGAAGUAUCGAUUCUGAUGGAGUACAUGGACGGCGGGACUCUAGAGUCUCUCCGCGGCGCCGUGACGGAGCAGCGUCUCGCGGGGUUCGCUAGACAGAUCUUGAAAGGUCUGAGUUACUUGCACGGUCUGAAGAUCGUACACAGAGACAUAAAGCCUGCGAAUCUGCUGCUUAACUCGAAGGACGAGGUUAAGAUCGCUGACUUUGGAGUUAGCAAGAUCUUGGUCCGGUCGUUGGAUUCUUGCAACUCUUAUGUCGGGACGUGUGCUUAUAUGAGUCCGGAGAGGUUUGACUCGGGAGGAGGAAGCUCUGAUGUAUACGCUGGAGAUAUUUGGAGUUUCGGAUUGAUGAUGUUGGAGCUUCUUCUCGGUCACUUUCCGUUAUUACCGCCGGGACAGAGACCAGACUGGGCGACGCUGAUGUGUGCAGUGUGUUUUGGAGAACCGCCGCGAGCGCCCGAAGGAUGCUCUGAAGAGUUUAGGAGCUUUGUUGAUUGUUGUUUACGUAAAGAUUCUACUAAGAGAUGGACGGCGUCGCAGCUUCUCGGCCACCCUUUUCUCCAGGAAGAGCUUUGAUUUUCAGUUUCGUUUGUUAAAUUAAAAUUAAUUUAUUUUUGUAGAAUUUUGUACAUAUAAUAUAUACUCUGGAUAAAAUGAGAGAUUUGUAAGAAUCCUAACAUUGGCAUUGUAAUAUCAUCCGUCAAUGAUAAAACUAUUUCUUCAAUCUUUUUCAGU